AUGCAGCCGCUGGAGUGGACAAAACUGAUGCCAUACUGGACUAGGAAUGGAUGUGGGGUCAAAGUAUGGGACAUGGAGGCAAAUCAGUACAUGGACCGGGAGACCUUUACAUUCAAUUGUUCCAGUGCCCCUCGCCGCUGCAAGCUAGCCAUUGCAGUGCGUUGCGCUGAACUGGCAGCUAUUGGCAUCGACAAGGAGGAGGAGGGAUACGAGAAGGAUGGCCACCAAAUCAAGAUCUUGAAGCACAACGCGAACUUGGCUUUGUUCUUGCUCGCCAACGACCAGAGUGUGGACCAGGGCAGCGCUCUGGCCGACGGCAAUGAUCAGGAGGAGUCAUGA
Durusdinium trenchii is the source of this 339-nucleotide messenger RNA. NCBI's taxonomy places the organism in Eukaryota, Dinophyceae, Suessiales, Symbiodiniaceae. The record is from the annotation of a GenBank genome assembly.